This is a messenger RNA of Carassius carassius (crucian carp), 751 nucleotides long. RefSeq lists its product as uncharacterized. The transcript is spliced from 8 exons. Bases 69 to 725 code for a protein of 218 amino acids. The record is from RefSeq and is a predicted model, not a curated record. NCBI's taxonomy places the organism in Eukaryota, Metazoa, Chordata, Actinopteri, Cypriniformes, Cyprinidae.
UAUGCAUUCAACUUUAAACUUCAAGAAGCCAGCCAAUUCUCCUUGUGAUUUUCAAAAAGAGAGCAAAUAUGAAAGCUCUGGCGUUUUUGAUGUGUUUGCUGGGCUCUUCAAUAGCUGCCCCUGCCCCUGACAGUGGCAGCAGUGAGCAGGCUAUUAAUGGUCAUGCUAACACAGCUCUACAGUUGAUGGAACUCUACAGAAUGUUUGGACAUCUGCAGCAACAGGUCAGUUCAGCAGCACCUGCAGCACCCGCACCUGUUAAUGCCCAGUCUCAAGUUUCACCUCAAGCACCACAGCAGGGCUAUUUUCUCAACCCUGCUCUUUUCGCACCCAGAGGAGAUGAAUCAGAUGAGGAAGGAGCUCCACAGUUUCGUGGGUUUUACCCUCCCUACGGCUCCCAGCCUGCCCAGCCGGCUGCUCCGUUGAACUCAGAUGAGGCCGAAGGGGCAGAAGAAGCAGAAGUAGUUGAAGCUGGUGCUGAACCUGAACCUGCUGGAACCGCUGCAACUGUUGAUGUUACUGCCGUAAAUGAGAUCGCACCCGUGGAUGUUGCCAUAGAGGUUACUGCUGAACCUGUUAUUGCUGCUGCUGUUCCGUCUCUCAUCCCUGAGGUACCAGCAGUCGCUGUGGAAAUCGACACCACUUUGGUGGGGCCUGAUGCUACUGCUGGUGCAGAACAGGUGUUGGUGGCUGAUGCUCCUGAUGCUGCUCUGCUAGUGCAGUGAUAGAGAUGAUCACAAGCCGCACUCCC